CGCCGCCGCAGUGCUGCUCCGCCCAGUGCUCCUGGGGCUGGUGACUGCUGCGCCCGCCUUCCCGAGCGUCCCGCGCAGCGAGCCACGUGGACGGACUCUGGCGGGGUUUCAGUGGGGAUAGCAGCGCUCCUGCCUCUCGGUCUUCGCUCCGGCUGCAUUCCCAUGGCGGCCCUGGUGUUGGAGGAUGGGUCGGUGCUGCAGGGCCGGCCCUUUGGGGCCGCCGUGUCGACUGCAGGCGAAGUGGUGUUCCAAACCGGCAUGGUUGGCUACCCCGAGGCCCUCACCGACCCUUCCUACAAAGCGCAGAUCUUAGUUCUGACCUAUCCGCUGAUCGGCAACUACGGCGUCCCCUCCGAUGAGCUGGAUGAGUUCGGCCUCAGCAAGUGGUUCGAAUCCUCAAAGAUCCACGUGGCAGGACUGGUGGUGGGAGAGUGCUGCCCCAGCCCAAGCCACUGGAGUGCCACCCGCACCCUGCAUGAGUGGCUGCAGCAGCAUGGCAUCCCUGGCCUUCAAGGAAUAGACACUCGAGAGCUGACCAAGAAGUUGCGUGAACAAGGGUCUCUCUUGGGAAAGCUGGUCCAGAAUGGGACAGAGCCUUCAUCCCUGCCAUUCUUAGACCCCAAUGCCCAACCUCUGGUGCCAGAGGUCUCCACUAAGACUCCACAGAUAUUCAAUGCAGGCGGUACCCCUCGCAUCCUUGCUUUGGACUGUGGCCUCAAGUACAAUCAAAUCCGAUGUCUUUGCCAGCGUGGGGCUGAGGUCACUGUAGUGCCCUGGGACCAUGCAUUAGACAGCCAGGAGUAUGAGGGGCUCUUCCUAAGUAAUGGUCCUGGAGAUCCUGCCUCCUACCCCAGUGUGGUAUCCACACUGAGCAGUAUCUUAGCCAAGCCUAAUCCCCGACCUGUCUUUGGGAUCUGCCUGGGACACCAGCUGUUGGCCUUAGCCAUUGGAGCCAAGACAUACAAGAUGAGGUAUGGGAACCGAGGCCAUAACCAACCCUGCCUGCUGGUGGGCUUGGGACGCUGCUUUCUGACAUCCCAGAACCAUGGGUUUGCUGUGGAAGCCGACUCCCUGCCAGCAGGUUGGUCUCCUCUCUUCACCAAUGCCAAUGACGGCUCCAAUGAAGGGAUUGUUCACGACAGCCUGCCAUUUUUCAGUGUCCAGUUCCACCCAGAGCACCACGCUGGCCCUUCAGAUAUGGAACUGCUUUUUGAUAUCUUUCUGGAGACUGUGACAGAAGCUGUAGCUGGGAACCCUGGAGGCUGGACAGUCCGAGAGCGACUGGUUGAACGCCUCUGUCCCCCUGGACCUCCUGCCUCUGGCUCUGGACUUCCACCUUUACGGAAGGUUCUGAUCCUGGGUUCAGGGGGCCUCUCCAUUGGCCAAGCUGGAGAGUUCGACUAUUCUGGCUCUCAGGCAAUUAAGGCCCUGAAGGAGGAGAAUAUCCAGACACUGCUGAUCAACCCCAACAUUGCCACAGUGCAGACCUCUCAGGGGCUGGCCGACAAGGUCUAUUUCCUUCCUAUAACUCCUCACUACGUAACCCAGGUGAUACGCAAUGAGCGCCCAGAUGGCAUAUUACUGACUUUUGGGGGCCAGACAGCCCUGAACUGUGGCGUGGAACUGACCAAGGCUGGUGUUCUGGCUCGGUACGGGGUCCGGGUGCUGGGUACCCCUGUGGAAACCAUUGAACUGACUGAAGAUCGACGUGCCUUUGCGGCUAGGAUGGCAGAGAUUGGCGAGCACGUGGCCCCCAGUGAGGCAGCACAUUCUCUUGAGCAGGCCCAGGCAGCUGCUGAAAGGCUGGGCUACCCUGUGCUGGUGAGGGCAGCCUUUGCACUGGGAGGCCUAGGCUCGGGCUUUGCCUCUACGAAGGAGGAGCUCUCGGCUCUCAUAGCCCCUGCUUUUGCUCAUACCAGCCAGGUGCUAGUGGACAAGUCCCUCAAGGGCUGGAAGGAGAUUGAGUAUGAGGUGGUGAGAGACGCCUAUGGCAACUGUGUGACGGUAUGUAACAUGGAGAACUUAGACCCACUAGGCAUUCAUACUGGUGAGUCCAUCGUGGUGGCACCAAGUCAGACACUGAAUGACAAAGAGUACCAGUUCUUGCGGCAGACAGCUAUCAAGGUGACCCAGCAUCUGGGGAUCGUUGGGGAGUGCAACGUGCAGUAUGCCUUGAACCCGGAGUCCGAGCAGUAUUACAUCAUUGAAGUGAACGCCAGGCUCUCCCGAAGCUCUGCCCUGGCCAGUAAGGCCACAGGCUAUCCACUGGCCUACGUAGCAGCCAAGCUGGCACUGGGCAUUCCCCUGCCUGAGCUCAGGAACUCUGUUACAGGGGGAACAGCAGCCUUUGAACCCAGCCUGGACUAUUGUGUGGUAAAGAUUCCUCGCUGGGACCUCAGCAAAUUCCUGCGUGUCAGCACAAAGAUUGGGAGUUGCAUGAAGAGCGUUGGGGAGGUCAUGGCCAUUGGACGUUCGUUUGAGGAGGCCUUCCAGAAGGCCUUGCGCAUGGUAGAUGAGAACUGCGUGGGCUUUGACCACACAGUGAAGCCAGUCAGCGACAUGGAGUUGGAGACACCAACAGAUAAGCGAAUCUUCGUGGUGGCCGCUGCUCUGUGGGCAGGUUACUCGGUAGACCGCCUGUAUGAGCUUACACGCAUCGACCGAUGGUUCCUGCAAAGAAUGAAGCGCAUUGUCACUCAUGCCCAGCUCCUGGAGCAACACCGUGGGCAGCCUUUGCCCCCAGACCUGCUGCACCAGGCCAAGCGCCUCGGUUUCUCAGACAAGCAGAUCGCCCUUGCAGUUCUGAGCACAGAGCUGGCUGUUCGGAAGCUGCGUCAGGAACUGGGGAUCUGUCCAGUGGUGAAGCAGAUCGACACAGUUGCGGCCGAGUGGCCGGCCCAGACGAAUUACCUGUACCUGACCUACUGGGGCAACACCCAUGAUCUCCCCUUUCAGACAACUCACGUCAUGGUCCUUGGCUCUGGUGUCUACCGCAUCGGCUCCAGCGUCGAGUUUGACUGGUGUGCUGUUGGCUGCAUCCAGCAGCUCCGUAAGAUGGGGUAUAAGACCAUCAUGGUGAACUACAAUCCAGAGACGGUCAGUACCGACUACGACAUGUGUGACCGACUGUACUUUGAUGAGAUCUCUUUCGAGGUGGUGAUGGACAUCUAUGAGCUGGAGAAUCCCGAAGGUGUGAUCUUGUCCAUGGGAGGACAGCUGCCCAACAACAUGGCCAUGGCUUUACAUCGGCAGCAGUGCCGGGUGCUGGGCACCUCCCCUGAAGCCAUUGACUCUGCUGAGAACCGAUUCAAGUUUUCCCGGCUCCUUGACACCAUUGGUAUCAGCCAGCCUCAGUGGCGGGAGCUCAGUGACCUAGAGUCUGCUCGCCAGUUCUGCCAGGAUGUGGGGUACCCCUGUGUGGUGCGCCCCUCCUAUGUGCUGAGUGGUGCCGCGAUGAAUGUGGCCUACACUGAUGGGGACCUGGAGCGCUUCCUAAGCAGUGCAGCAGCUGUCUCCAAGGAGCACCCUGUGGUCAUCUCCAAAUUCAUCCAGGAGGCCAAGGAGAUUGAUGUUGACGCUGUGGCCUGUGAUGGUGUGGUGGCUGCUAUUGCCAUCUCUGAGCACGUGGAGAAUGCAGGUGUGCAUUCAGGCGAUGCCACACUGGUUACCCCCCCACAAGAUAUCACUGCCAAGACCCUGGAGCGUAUCAAAGCCAUCGUGCAUGCUGUGGGCCAGGAGCUGCAGGUCACAGGACCCUUCAAUCUGCAGCUCAUUGCCAAGGACGAUCAGCUGAAAGUUAUUGAAUGCAACGUGCGUGUCUCUCGCUCCUUCCCCUUUGUCUCCAAAACACUAGGUGUUGACCUAGUAGCCUUGGCCACACGAAUCAUCAUGGGGGAAAAGGUGGAACCCGUGGGGCUCAUGACUGGCUCUGGAGUCGUGGGUGUAAAGGUGCCUCAGUUCUCCUUCUCCCGCUUGGCGGGUGCUGAUGUGGUGUUGGGUGUGGAGAUGACCAGUACUGGGGAGGUGGCCUGCUUUGGGGAGAGCCGUUGCGAGGCCUACCUCAAGGCCAUGCUAAGCACUGGCUUUAAGAUCCCCAAGAAGAACAUCCUGCUGACUAUCGGCAGCUAUAAGAACAAAAGCGAGCUGCUCCCUACUGUGCGGCUGCUGGAGAGCCUGGGCUACAGCCUCUACGCCAGUCUGGGCACAGCUGACUUCUACACUGAGCACGGCGUCAAGGUAACAGCUGUAGACUGGCACUUUGAAGAAGCAGUAGAUGGUGAGUGUCCCCCACAGCGGAGCAUCUUGGAGCAGCUGGCGGAGAACCACUUCGAGCUAGUGAUUAACCUGUCAAUGCGUGGAGCUGGGGGCCGGCGUCUCUCCUCCUUCGUGACCAAGGGCUACCGUACACGGCGCCUGGCUGCUGACUUCUCUGUGCCCCUCAUCAUCGAUAUCAAGUGCACCAAACUCUUUGUGGAGGCUCUGGGCCAGAUUGGGCCAACCCCUCCUCUGAAGGUACAUGUUGACUGCAUGACCUCCCAGAAGCUCGUGCGGCUGCCUGGAUUGAUUGACGUCCAUGUGCACUUGAGGGAGCCAGGUGGGACACACAAGGAGGACUUUGCCUCAGGUACAGCCGCUGCUCUGGCCGGGGGUGUCACCAUGGUGUGUGCCAUGCCUAACACCCAGCCGCCCAUUAUUGAUGCCCCUGCUCUGGCUCUGGCCCAAAAGCUAGCAGAAGCUGGCGCCCGCUGUGACUAUGCACUUUUCCUUGGGGCCUCGUCCGAAAAUGCAGGGACCCUGGGCGCUGUGGCAGGGUCUGCGGCAGGGCUGAAGCUCUACCUCAACGAGACCUUCUCUGAGUUGCGGCUGGACAGUGUGGCCCAGUGGAUGGAGCACUUCGAGACCUGGCCAGCCCACCUGCCCAUUGUGGCCCACGCAGAGCGGCAGAGUGUCGCUGCCAUUCUCAUGGUGGCUCAGCUGAUGCAACGCUCAGUGCACAUAUGUCACGUGGCACGGAAGGAGGAGAUCCUGCUAAUCAAAGCUGCAAAGGCACAGGGGCUACCAGUGACCUGUGAGGUGGCCCCUCACCACCUGUUUCUGAGCCAGGGGGACUUGGAGCGCCUGGGGCCCGGGAAAGGGGAGGUCCGGCCUGAGCUGGGCUCCCGCCAGGACCUAGAAGCCCUCUGGGAGAACAUGGCUGUCAUCGACUGUUUUGCCUCAGACCAUGCCCCCCACACCCUGGAGGAGAAGUGUGGGGCCCGGCCUCCACCUGGCUUCCCAGGGCUAGAGACCAUGCUGCCACUGCUGCUGACGGCUGUGAGCGAGGGCCGGCUCACUCUGGAUGACCUGCUGCAGCGACUGCACCACAAUCCUCGGCGGAUCUUCCACCUGCCACCACAGGAGGACACCUACGUGGAGGUGGAUCUGGAGCAUGAGUGGACAAUCCCCAGUCACUUGCCCUUCUCCAAGGCCCACUGGACACCCUUUGAAGGGCAGAAGGUGAAGGGCACCGUCCGCCGUGUGGUCCUGCGAGGGGAGGUUGCCUACAUUGACGGACAGGUGCUGGUGCCCCCGGGCUAUGGACAGGAUGUGCGGAAGUGGCCUCAGGGGGCUGUUCCUCAGCCCCCACCCUCAGCCCCUGCCACCAGUGAAAUGACCACGACCCCAGAGAGGCCACGCCGGGGCAUCCCAGGGCUUCCCGAUGGCCGCUUCCACCUGCCACCCCGGAUCCACCGAGCCUCCGACCCAGGUCUUCCUGCUGUGUUCCUCCGCCCAGAAGCUGGCAUCUCAUGGGGCAGCAGAGCGAGGGCCGAGGAGCCCAAGGAAAAAGCUUCUCGGAAGGCAACCGAGCUAGAGCUGAUGGGAACCCCAGACAGCACCUACUACCCUCCACCACCAGUACCGAGACAGGCAUCACCCCAGAACCUGGGGGCUGCUGGCCUGCAUCCCCAGCCCUCACCGCCACUGCAGUCACUAGUGGGCCAGCACAUCCUGUCUGUGAAGCAGUUCACCAAAGAUCAGAUGUCCCACCUUUUCAAUGUGGCACACACUCUGCGGAUGACAGUACAGAAAGAGCGAAGUCUCGACAUCCUCAAGGGCAAGGUUAUGGCCUCCAUGUUCUAUGAAGUGAGCACGCGAACCAGUAGCUCCUUUGCAGCAGCCAUGGCCCGGCUUGGGGGCUCCGUGCUCAGCUUCUCGGAAGCCACAUCCUCCGUCCAGAAGGGCGAGUCCCUGGCCGACUCAGUGCAGACCAUGAGCUGCUACGCCGACGUGGUUGUGCUCCGGCACCCCCAGCCCGGAGCAGUGGAGCUGGCAUCCAAGCACUGCCGGAAGCCAGUGAUAAAUGCUGGAGAUGGGGUUGGAGAGCACCCCACACAGGCCCUGCUGGAUAUCUUCACCAUCCGGGAGGAGCUGGGGACUGUCAAUGGCAUGACGAUCACCAUGGUGGGAGACCUGAAGCACGGACGCACAGUACACUCCUUGGCCCGCCUGCUCACCCUGUACCGUGUCAGCCUGCGCUACGUGGCGCCCCCCAGCUUGCGCAUGCCGCCCAACGUGUGGAACUACGUAGCCUCCCGGGGGAUCAAGCAGGAGGAGUUUGAGAGCAUCGAGGAGGCACUGCCCGACACCGACGUGCUAUACAUGACUCGAAUCCAGAAGGAGCGCUUUGGCUCUGCCCAGGAGUAUGAAUCCUGCUUCGGUCAGUUCAUCCUCACCCCACACAUCAUGACCCGAGCCAAGGAGAAGAUGGUGGUGAUGCACCCUAUGCCUCGUGUGAACGAGAUAAGUGUGGAGGUGGACUCGGACCCCCGAGCAGCCUACUUCCGCCAGGCUGAGAACGGCAUGUAUAUCCGCAUGGCUUUGUUAGCCACGGUCCUGGGCUCAGCCUCCUUGGCAUCUUUUCUUCAGGCCCAGCUGCUGGGCAAGGACACUCAGUGCCCCCCACGGGGGCAGCACCCUUAGAAGAUGCUCUGCGGCAUCCAGAGAGCUGGCGCCUGUGGGGACCCUGCUUCAGGCUCUAACCUGGAGCUCUCUGGCAUGGAGGUGUGACCUCAGGUACUGGGGCUCCAUCUCCCAUCUCACGCUCGAACCUGUACAGUUCCUUUUCUACUGACUAAUAAACAGCCAUGCUGCCUCGG
Messenger RNA from Cavia porcellus (domestic guinea pig), 7136 nucleotides. It is a transcript of the gene Cad, whose product is annotated as carbamoyl-phosphate synthetase 2, aspartate transcarbamylase, and dihydroorotase. Gene Ontology annotation, molecular function: amino acid binding; ATP binding; aspartate carbamoyltransferase activity. The record is from RefSeq and is a predicted model, not a curated record. The coding region runs from base 163 to 6960 and encodes 2265 amino acids. NCBI's taxonomy places the organism in Eukaryota, Metazoa, Chordata, Mammalia, Rodentia, Caviidae. Gene Ontology annotation, cellular component: cytosol; cytoplasm. The transcript has 45 exons. Gene Ontology annotation, biological process: 'de novo' pyrimidine nucleobase biosynthetic process; UTP biosynthetic process; L-glutamine metabolic process.